AUUCCCGUGAACAAAGUUUUAGUAUUCCAGUGAAAAAGAAACAGCAGAGAUGGCCUCUGCAGCCUUCAAAUCCACCUCCAAACGAGGGGGAAGUCUAAAUUCCAAUUGCACCAACGCUCAGAAUUCCCACCAUUCCCAAAACCCCACCAUCAGAAGGCAACGAUCUCAAAGCGUCAGCGCAGUUUCCAGAGCCAAACAGUCCCUGAACGACAUUUCUUCUGAAUUUUCCAACAAAAGAGAGAACCCACUUUUCUGGGCGGCUAAUAGUACUAUUUCUACUGCUGAUGAUCAAGAAAAAGAUGAAAAACAGAGAAGGGUUGUUGAGAGUGUCACCAAGAAAGCGACGGGUACAACUGCUGCUGAGAGGGGACGAUCAGUUACGAGGAAUUCUUCUGCUGGGCUGAAGAGUAAUGGAAUUGGGCGUAGCUUGUCUAGAGUUCGUGGAAGGUCCGUCUCUAGAGGACGCUAUCGAUCCUAUGAGAGUGAUAAGGAGCAAGAAUUGGUAAGAUUGAAUAAUGCUCAACAAGAUUUUAACUUUAAGCAAGUUGCUAACAAUUUGAGAAGUGGGAAUACAGUAAAAAAUGGAGCUGAUAGGCAGGGAUGGAUCAAGAGUUCACCAAUGCCAAGCAACCGUGGCCAAGCAACUGAGUGUUCUGAAGAUGAUUCCGUUUGCAGUUUUCAAUUUUCAAACUGGGAAGAUGGGAUUUCAACGUGUUCCCUAUCAGAAACUGAAGAGAAAACCAUUAUUGCUGUUUGCGAACAAAUGAAGGGUGACAAAUGGGGAGGUGAUGCUGCUGAUGCUAGUGGAAUAUAUGAAACUGUCCGAUCAGAAGUGAGACGUGCUAUCUCAAAUAUGCAAAAUGACAUUGAAAGUGUAAGUUCUCUUCUACUUUUGUUUAGUCCUCCUGUCCUUUUAUUGAUUGGCCAUUUUGAGUAUGGAGAUAGUUUAAUAGGAGUGUCUUUAAUGCUUUUCCUGUAGUUUAACCUAAGCCUCCUUGACGAUAUGGUUAUGACUAUCUUGAGGCUACAACAGAUGAUGAAUGGGAUUUCAUACAUAGUGAUUUUUGACCUUUGAUAUUGACCAGUUCUUUUGGGUAUGAAACAAGAUGUAGCUUACAAAAUGGUCAUCACAGUUAGAUUAACAUUGUAAUUUAGAUUGCUAACUUUGUACGAUAAUUAAUGGGUGGAUCAUACUGACCUGCCCAUAGAUUUGUUCAUUAUUGGAGAAACCUCUCUGGUUUUUGAAACAAAGUAACUGCCUUAAAGCUUAUUGUCAUUUUACAUAGUCAUUUCUGAAUAUUUGAUAUUAUUAAAAGGUAUGCCUGUCACUGGUAGAGUAUUAGAAGCAGUCAAUGGAAUACUCUAUGUUGACUGUACAUCACAAGAAACCUGAAAGUUAGUAAAGGAGGUAACUCUGAUUUGAAAAACAAGAGAGGUAUCCAUAAUAUUGUAAGGGACAUCAGCGCCAUUUAUCCGUAAACUAGUAAUUAUCUCCUCAAAUCUGAGCUUCCAAUUUAAAUGGAAAUAGUUUCUAGGCUUCUAUAAAACACUAUUUACUGGUAACUGCUUUUAUGGUAACUAUUUCUGUGGCACCACAUGGUAGACAUUAUUGAUCUUUACUUGAAUUUAGGACUCUCUUCCAGGAUGACAUUUGAUAAUGCUCUUCAUCUUUGCUGCUCACAUCAUCCUCUCUCUGUCUUUCCUGUCUCUCUCAAUUGAAAAUCUCUGAUCAUGCUGUGAAACUUUUAGUAGUACUUUACACAUGAUUCACGUCAAACAUACUUGCAAAUUUCUUAAGACAUGUCUCUAUGCUUCUUAUUGCCUGUUUGAUAUGAAGUAGGAAGCAGUUUUAGUUGGGGUAUCUUGCCAUUCCCUAGUUCUUGGGAUAAAGAGCUUAUGUUAUGUUCAUUGCAUCAAAAGGUCAAAAGAUUUUGAUGUUGCAUGGAUCAAUUAAGUUUUAGUAAGUAAUGAUCUUAUGUUCAAUUGAAAUUUCUUUUGGGAUAUAU
Molecule: messenger RNA, 2006 nt
Organism: Coffea arabica (coffee)
Lineage: Eukaryota; Viridiplantae; Streptophyta; Magnoliopsida; Gentianales; Rubiaceae
Source: RefSeq, a predicted model, not a curated record